AUGAAGGGCACAUUGAUCCUCUCUGGUCUUCUGGCCACCACUGUCUCGGCUCACAUGCAGUUGAACAAGCCAUACCCCAUCCGCAGUCCCUUAAACAAGGAUGCCAAGGGCGAGAAGGAUUAUUCUUACACCAACCCUCUCUCCACCUCGGGUAGCGAUUACCCAUGCAAAGGAUAUGCCAAUGAUGCCUUUGAGGCGGUGGAUACAUGGCAACCCGGCUCCACCCAAGAGAUGUCGUUGGAAGGCAGUGCCACCCAUGACGGCGGCUCAUGCCAGCUCUCCCUGACUUAUGACAAGGGUAAGACCUUCAAGGUGAUUGAGUCGAUCGAGGGUGACUGCCCUAUUGCUAAGAAGUACCAAUUUGAUGUCCCCUCGGACGCACCCACCGGUGAUGCUCUGUUCGCUUGGACCUGGUUCAACAAGGUCGGCAACCGCGAGAUGUACAUGAACUGUGCUAUGAUCACAAUUGGUGGUUCCAGCAACCACACCUCUGUCAACUCCGAGGACCGCGUGGCUAAGGAGGCCCCAAAGCAGAAGCUCAAUCAGAAGACCAAUACCCACACUACGAACGCGAAGAGCAACUUCGAUAGUCUCCCUGAUAUCUUCAUUGCCAACGCCAACCAGGCUGGCAAGUGUGUGACCGUCGAGGGCCAGGCCGUUCACUUCCCCAAGCCGGGUCCCAAACUGAUCGGCAAGGCCGAUGGCCCUGGCUACAAGUGCGCCGACCAUGCUCCCUUCCUUGACGACAGCCCUGAGUCCGCGACGAAGCCAUCCAAUACCAGCACCUCUACCUCCGCCACCUCCACUACUUCCACCACCCCCAAGUCCGAGAAAAAGCCUGCUGUCAUCAGCACCUCCUCAUUCACCACGAAGGCGAUUUCCAAGAUCGCCCAGGCCCUCGCCACUCCUUCUGUCGCAGCUGACUCCCGUGUGCAAUCUGCCGAGGACUCAUCGAACAAUGCCGCGGAGGCCUCAUCCAACAACCAGUUCGUCGAUCAUGUCGGUCAAUGGUCUUGCCACUCUGGGGAAAUUCUUUGCUCCCCCGAUGGGUUGACUUUUGCCAUCUGCACUAACGGCAAGCCCAUCUUCAUGGGCUCCGUCGCUGCUGGUACUAUUUGCCGCUGGGGCGCUAUCACUGCGCGCCAGUAA
Messenger RNA from Penicillium psychrosexuale, 1149 nucleotides. Its product is annotated as putative extracellular protein. The record is from RefSeq and is a predicted model, not a curated record. Bases 1 to 1149 code for a protein of 382 amino acids. The transcript has a single exon. Lineage: Eukaryota; Fungi; Ascomycota; Eurotiomycetes; Eurotiales; Aspergillaceae.